UCGAAUCAGUGGAAGCAACUCAUAAGCUUCUAUAUUUUUCUAAAAUUCAGUAAGUUUAUACUUUAUCCCUCAAGUUACAACAAUUAACCUCUUGAACAUUAGAGCAUUCCUCGAUAUGAUUGUGGUUCAUGACGGCCUGAAUAGUCCAAGGGGGCACGACGGAACAGGUGAUGCUGGCGAAAAUCGGUCGCCUUUCCCAGACAAAUACCUCAUGCGUAAUACCCGGAUUCUCAGGGCCUCAAAUGCCCAAAUCCGCGAGGUGCCCAUGGAGGUCCUCGAAGCAGCUCAACGGGAGAUGGUCAACAUCGUGAGCCUGGAUGAUAACUUGCUGCGCGAAGUUCCCAAGGAUCUGAACCUGCUGGCCGAGCAUCUCACCCAGUUGACCCUCAACCUAAACCAGAUAUCCUACAUACCCACCAACAUCUCGCAGUACUCCAAGUUGUGGGUGCUCAAUCUUUCGGGUAAUCUGCUGUGCGAUCUGCCCAUGGAAUUGGGUGGUCUUCAGUUGCUCCGCGAACUGGAUAUCUCGCACAACCGUUUUCAGCGCCUUCCCACCUGCAUUUACGAGCUGAAGUGCCUGGAAUCCCUGUCGGCCCACGACAAUCGUAUCAAGGGCAUCGAUGCCAGCGAAAAGGGUCUCGGUGGCCUGCGGGAACUGCAUAAUCUGAAUCUGUCGAACAACGAUAUUCAGGUGGUGCCGCCAGUCCUGGGAAAUAUGAGGAAGCUCGAGAAUCUGGGGCUCUGGGGCAAUCCCUUCCGCCAGCCGCGUCACCAGAUCCUAUCGAUGGGAACCCAGGCGGUGUUAAGCUACCUGCGCACCCGCAUUCCCAUAUAAAUCG
Molecule: messenger RNA, 839 nt
Organism: Drosophila takahashii
Lineage: Eukaryota; Metazoa; Arthropoda; Insecta; Diptera; Drosophilidae
Source: RefSeq, a predicted model, not a curated record